UAGUAAAAACACCGUGCGCCGGUGAGCUGAGAUGAGAAAGACGCGUCCCUGCACCGUGUCCGUGUCGCUGACUGACCGUUCUGUUGACCCACACGUACGCCGAGGUGAAAUACAUAAGUUGUUUUUAACUGUUAUAUGAAAAAUACCAAGCCCAAAAUUAGAGAAACAUUUUUGGAUUAGGAAGGAGACCAACAUCAAAUCUCAAAAGAUGGACCCCUUGAAUGUCUUGACUGGCAAUUACACCUUGAAGUCGAAGACACCAUGCGAUCUGUCCUCCUGCACAAAACAGGAAGUUCUUGAGUAUUUUGAGAAUUCCUACAGCUUAAAUGAGAGUCUGUUUACGUCUGUGGCUGCCAAGGAGGCAUUUUACAUGUGUCCUGAUCGUCUGCGACUGCCACUCAUCUUUUACUACGCUCACACCGCCGUGGUCUACUGGAACAAGAUGCUACUGGCAGGCCUCGUACAGGGACGAAUGAACCCGGAGUUUGAGACCAUGUUCGAGACGGGAGUGGACGAACAAUCUUGGGAUGACACGGAGAAUUACCGCAUGGGGGGUGCCUUCAAGUGGCCGCCCUUGGAAGAAGUGGUGGAGUACCGGCGCAAGGUCCGCAACGCCAUACGCAAAGUAAUUGCAGAUACCAAGCUAGAGCUGCCAGUUACCAUGGAGAGUCCGUGGUGGGCCCUGUUUAUGGGUUUUGAGCAUGAGAGAAUCCACCUGGACACAUCCUCAGUUCUGAUCCAGCAGCUACCCAUCCACCUGCUACGCAAACCCCAGGACUGGCGAUCUGGACCAAUCACUUACGGCGAAGGUGCUGGAGAGAACAAGAUGGUGUCCGUGCCGGCGUGUGAAGUCACCGUCGGGAAACCUUUGGACUUCCCCUCCUAUGGAUGGGACAAUGAGUACCCAGAAUGCCAGAAAAUGGUGCCUGCAUUUGAGGCUUCGCAGUACUUGAUCACCAACCAGGAAUUUCUGGCCUUUGUUGAGAGCGGCUGUUAUGAGAAGAAGCAGUACUGGACCAAGGAGGGCUGGCAGUGGAGGAACUUUCGCAAGGUGAUGCACCCGAUAUUCUGGAUCUGUAACAAAGGUUGCCUGUCCAACUGCGGCGGGAUACUGGCCGGAUACAGCCACUGUCAGCAAGGAAUGAAUGGCACAGCCAAUGGCAACAACACCAGUAACGGCAACAACACCAGUAAUGGCAACAACACCAGCAACGGCAACAACACCAGUAAUGGCAACAUGACCAGCAAUGGCAACAACACCAGCAACGGCACCAAUGGCUUCACUAACGGCGAGCAACAUGCAAACAACAACGACGAGAGCCAGUUCAGGCUGCGCACACUCUGUGAAGAGAUCCCUAUGCCAUGGGACUGGCCUGUCGCCGUCAACUACCAUGAAGCCAAGGCCUACUGUAAGUGGAAGGGCCCCGAGUACCGUAUCAUGACGGAGGCUGAACAUGCUGCCAUCAGAGACAAACAGGUACCAGUCAAGUGUGGCACAUCUGCAGACAUCUUGUAUCACGGUGAUCUACAGGAGAAAUACAACACUAACUUGGCCUACACUACCAACACUCCUGUCAACCUGUACCCACCCACCAAGCGUGGUUUCUACGACGUUUUCGGUAACAGUUGGCAGUGGAUGGAGGAUCACUUCAACGGUCUACCAGGCAGCAUGUCGCAUCACCUGUAUGACGACUUCAGUACCCCUACCUUUGACGGAAGACAUAACGUGAUUUUGGGCGGAUGUUGGAUGUCUACAGGUGACGAGUCGUCUCGGUUUGCGCGAUACGCUUUCCGCAGACACUUCUACCAGCACGCGGGCUUUCGCAUCGUCCAGUCUGUGGAUCGCAGUGACACUCUUCCUAUUGCCCUGGUGUGUGGGCUCGAUGGUUCUACUGAAGAUGUCUGCCUGCCCGCGGGGACUAAAAUCGAUCCCCCCAUGCCCUCCACCAACACGCAGUUAGCUCAUGAAUCGGAUGCCGAGCUGAAGGCGCAACUCCUGGCGGAAUACGGAGCAGAGCAGGGCAGUCUGGCCAGCCAGCUGGCACAGGUCAGCCACCAGGCUCUGCAGGCUCAAGGCAGCAAUGCAACCAUGGCUCUGGACCUGCAGUGCGGCUGUGGCAGGCUCAGCUUUGAGUUGUCCAGAUUCAUGAAGGAGGUUCUGGCCAUCGACUACUGCCAGUCCUUCUUGACAGUAGCUGAAACCAUCCAAGACAAGGGCCGUUACCAGGCAGUGAUGCCUGAUGGGAAGACUCUUGCUGUUGAUCUGCCAGAGGGGGUGAACCAAUCCCGGGUCAACUUCAAACAGUUCACCUGGAUUCCCAACGAAAUCAUGAACUUUGACCUUGUGGUGAUGCAGGGCAUCGACCGGGUCAUGAACAAGAGAGGGGUAAGACAUGUUAUAACUGCCAUAAAACUUCUUCAACCCUGCAAGUCUAAACCUUAGUUGCUAAACAUAAAUAGGGCUUUCCUAAAUGAAACGCUAAACCGUCACUGCUUGUGGCCCUCAGUGUCAGGGAUGGUGAUUGGUCAGAAGCCGCUCAUGAAUAUUCAGAUUUGUAGUCUUUGUAACCAGGGGAGUAGCCAAGUGUUUUACACAAAUUCCCCUUUGAAAUUUCCACACACACAAAAAUGAAGGAAAAAUCAAUUAAAUUUUCAAAUUUAGAUUAAUGAAAACAACAUUUUCAAGGAAUUAAUCUCAUUUGAGAUGUUCAGAUCUUGAAGAGACUACUGAUGUUGCCUCGCCUCGGGUUUUGUGCAAAGAUAGCUGUCGAUCCUCAAUUCGGCCAAAAGCCAUCCAUGUUCGUCUUUUUUCAUUCUCAAGUUGAGUAAAAAACAAAUCACCGGUAACCAUCCCUGAACUGAGUGUCAGAGCAUUAAACUUAUCCGGAGAAGUUGGUUGGACUACCAGCUGUUCAUCCCUGCAAGUCUAAACUGAACCUAAACUUGACGCUAAACCUAAAUAUUUUUGAAAGCGUAAGUAUCCCUUCUAUCUGGCUGUUAUCCCCCCAAUAAAAUGAAACCACUCAUAUUUGCAUUAUUUUGGUCAUUCAGACUUCUUUUUUUAUUGGAUUUCUUUUUCCAAUUUGUUAUUUGUGAAUAAAUCAUCCCUGUCAUCCUGAUUUUCUUUUAUUUCUUCCUCGAAUUACUUUCCCACAAUUUAUCUGGACUGUCUAUAAAACCUUUUUAUUUUCAUUUAUAACUUUGUCUUCCUUUUGUGAGGCCUUUUCCCUUGGUCUUGUCCCUCCUCUGUCUCUAGUUAUAGUUCAUCCUCCCUGCCCUAAACCCCUCCCCAGCCCCUCUGCCAGCCCCUACCCUCAUCCAUUCAACCCUACCCCAAACCCCACUCCCAACCCCUGCCCAAACCGGUCUGGAAAAUAAAUCUUAAUUGACUUACCUAUCACUCCCAAAAAAAAUCCAAUCCUGAAAUCUUAAGAAAAAUCACCCAUUAGGAUGCCAGAUACAAGGGGUUCUUACACCCACAACGACACCACAACACCUCGGUUACAACAGGAUCUGACGGAAAGGAAGGAAACUUCAUAGUGGUGUACGUUGUGGGUUUUUUUUUAACCUAAAUGAUGGAUCAGUUAACGCCAUGCCAACUUGCCCCGAAUAGUUUAAAACUUAAGCUUUCUUAAAAUAUGGACAUUUGAAAAUACCUAUUCCGGGUUUGGAAAUAUCUUCCAAAUUGCCUUGGAAAUGUAGCACCAAAGGAAUAUUUAGUGUCAAUGUGAGAACUACUCUGUCGAUUUGAUUUUAUGUCUUAAUUUGCAUAAGUGAUUCUAGCUUUUGGUGGUUUUUUUUUUUAGAUUUCCAACAUGAAAAUUCAAAUUUUUCCAAAAAUUGUGCUGAAAUGUAGAGAACUGCCAUUCAUCACGGAAAGAUGUACCAAAACCAAAGUUCACAAACACGGCAUGCAUUUAUUAAUUGGCACCAGCAUUGACUGAUCCUAAGAUAUAAUCUAAACAUUUAGUUAAACUAAACUUAAAACAUAAAAUUGGUGUGCUCUCCAGGUAGAAGGUAAGCGGCUUUUGUCUCCUAUUCCGAGAUCUGCCCUUUCCUUUGGCUCAGAUUUUUAAGAUUGAAAGUUCUGUCCCCAGUUGGGGGCAUAAUGUCAUAUUCAUUCCAGCCGUGAACGAAUGCCUGUCAUUCUACUCAUCAUCUCCCCCCAAAAAAUGCUUUAAAUUCCUAACAAUUGUUGAUUCAUGAUUGUUGCUUUUGAAAUUGACGCUUUGCCAAUUUUCUAACACUUUUCUUUCCAGUUUACAGGCGUAUUUGUGCUUCAGGGAAAUGCCUUUUCAUAGACGGAUGUGCUUGCUUGUUAUUUUGCUUUCACCUUUUUUUUUUUUUUUUGAGAUUUGUGCAUGGACCUUUUGGAAAUUAGACAGCAAAUACACUUGUAUUUGCAAAUUUGCAUAUAUUUUUUUAAUUUAUAUUUAUAUUUUUGAAUUUUCGGGGUAUUAGCUUUAAUUAGUUAUCGAAACCAACGUGAUCAAGUUUGGAUCUCGGAAGUGAAAUGAGGUCAUUGGCACAUACCAUCAGUUUCCUCUGUUUAAAAGCAGUGCCAUGUUAACAUACACCUGGUGUCACAUUCAGCAUACGUAAGAAAUUACAAAAGUCCCUGCACUCGAGAACAUGUUUACCACGAAAUGUUAAUUGUUGGAAAGAUCGUUAAAAAGUAAAAUAUAAACAUUCACCUGGGGAAUUUGCUGAUUUUGUGUAAUUACGUCACAAAGGAAAUUUGGGGGAAAAAACGUUGCUCCUAAAAGAAAAAAUGAGCCGUUGGAGUGCUAGUCAUCAUUUUGGUCAAAUAAAUUUCAUUUCAAACUGUUCUUCGAGCACAUGUGCAGAUAGGAUCGUCACGUGUAUCAUUUUGAUUCUAGUGUGGGACCUGAUAUCUCUCAGUGGGUUGUCGCAUGCAUUUUGUGUGCGGCACCAGUCUAUUUUUGACAGUGGCUCAAAAUUAUAUGCUUGAAAGUUGAAACUACAUAUGGACAAGGCCAAAAACAUCUGCCACUUCAGAUGUUAUUUGUAAACAGACAAGAUUUUCCAACAGUUACUGCAUAAUCAUAAGAUUUAAGACAUACAUGUGGAUACAUUUCCAAUUCCCUAAACCUUUGAAUUACGACAAUCUAAAACGCGAAAUCUGGCUGAAUAAUUUCGUUGACCACGGUGACUUUGCAAUGUAUUUUGUGGUACCAAGAUGCCAGACUUGAUCAUAGAAUUCAGCUUGUGUGCAUGACUGCUUUUCAACCAGCUUGAUCUGAUCUAUGAUCUGAUUGACUACAGCUAGGUUACCUUUCAAAGGAUUUAUGCCAAGUCAGUGAGGAAGGCUUAUGUACGCCUAGGACUAGCCCAAACCACAAGGUUUUAGGAUUUUUGGAGCUAAGUAGUGGUUGAUUCAAUCUCAUUCAGUUCCACAACCUUCAUGUACUAAAAUGUAUAACACAUAAGUGUUGAUAUGUUUAAAGGGGCUGUUUGUAUAGAUUGAGUUUUUAAUCAGGGGUAUUAAAAUGGGGGGGGGGGGGGGUUGUAGGUUAAGUGUUUAUUUCUCACCAAGUAUGAGAUUUUUCAAAUUUUGUCUGAAAUCAGACUGAGAGACAGUA
Molecule: messenger RNA, 5603 nt
Organism: Patiria miniata (bat star)
Lineage: Eukaryota; Metazoa; Echinodermata; Asteroidea; Valvatida; Asterinidae
Exons: 17
Coding region: 209-2443 (744 amino acids)
Source: RefSeq, a predicted model, not a curated record